Messenger RNA from Protopolystoma xenopodis, 622 nucleotides. The record is from the annotation of a GenBank genome assembly. Lineage: Eukaryota; Metazoa; Platyhelminthes; Monogenea; Polystomatidea; Polystomatidae.
AAUUGCUCAAAAACAUUUGUUUGCUGAUGAUGAUUUACAUUUUAUCCCUCGUAAAAGGGCCAAUAUUAAGGUCCCUUUGUCUCAGCUCUAUAUCUAUCCGGAUAUCGAGGGAUGUCUUCAUGAAGUUAUUUACACAUUGGGCCAAAAACUUGUCACGUUGAAAGCCAAUCUUAAUGAGCCUGCGAGAAUAUUUCCUUUUGUUCUAGAUUCCUUUCAAAGACGAGCUAUCAUGUGCAUUGAUAAUUAUCAAUCAGUUCUUGUUUCGGCCCACACAUCUGCAGGAAAGACUGUUGUUGCUGAGUACGCCAUUGCAAUAUCUCUCCGUGAACAUCAGCGUGUAAUCUACACCACUCCAAUUAAAGCCCUCAGCAAUCAAAAGUUUAGAGAGUUUUCUGAAGAAUUUAAAGAUGUUGGCUUAAUGACCGGUGAUGUCACAAUCAAUCCAGAAGCUAGUGUCCUCAUUAUGACAACUGAGAUCCUUCGUUCAAUGCUUUACAAGUCUGAUUAUUUUUUCAUAUUCUUGGGUUCUGAUGUAACUCGUGAAGUCGGAUGGGUUAUAUUUGAUGAAGUUCACUACAUGCGAGAGAAGGAACGUGGAGUAGUUUGGGAAGAAUCUAUGAUA